Geodia barretti is the source of this 3289-nucleotide messenger RNA. Lineage: Eukaryota; Metazoa; Porifera; Demospongiae; Tetractinellida; Geodiidae. The record is from the annotation of a GenBank genome assembly.
GUGACAGGCAAUGAUGGUUGCUCCGUCGAGAGAUCGUCCUCCUCCUCUUAUAAGAACCGUGGCGUGGGCCAGAAGUCGUAGCGCGAAGCACCUUGUCUCAUCAGAGGCUUCGUGACGAAACAUCUACGAUCCUGCGGACUGCUUGCAGAAGAACGCUCAUGUCGCCACGUCACUCGCUCCCAGUGGUGCGCGUCUUUUGCCGCCACUCGGCUCUAUUGACCGUUCUCUCGGCGAUGGUGGUGUUCGUGCGCGGAGAACCCAUAUGCCAGGCUGGCUUGGAGUCAUCCGAAAUAUUCGAUUUUGGCGAUGGGAUAACUUUGACGCCCGACUGCACACAGCUGAGGGAGCCAAUGGUGUCUGUAACAGUGGAGCCAUCCUUGCAGAAGAUUAUCAGAGACUGGGAGGGCAAUACCUCAGAGAAGACUUACCACUGGAGCUACGUGUGCGAGGGAAAGCAACGGUGUUAGGGCCUCUCGAGACUACUUUGCCAAUCUACCACUAGGUUUGUUCUCCUGGACGUAUGGUCCGUAUGGAGUACCAAACCCUGUCUCCCAGACCCUACCGGUCGGUACCGUAUGCCAGUUUUUCGGCUGCUACUCGUACAUAACUCGAGAGCGUGUUGAGAGUGGAAGUUCCAACACCACUCGCUACGUCUUUGAGUUCAACACCACCUCCUGCAUCAUAGACUUAGACGAAUGUGAGGAUGGUUUGGCUGGCUGCGAGCAGUACUGUACCGACCUCACGAGUGGCACCAACAACAGCUACCAUUGCAGCUGUCGAAAAGGAUUUGCCCUAGCUGAAGACCUCCAUAACUGCACUGAUGUGGAUGAAUGUGAAACAGGAGAGCACAACUGUGACCAGAUAUGCACAGCGGAUGAUGACAGUGGAUGGUUCAACUGCUCCUGCAGAGAUGGGUUCACUAUGGGUGAAGACGGCCACACUUGCAUUGAUAUUGAUGAGUGCGAGACGAUGAAUGGGACGAUGCUGUGCCAGACAAACACAACAGGUCGUGAGUGUACCAACACCCCAGGCAGCUACCUGUGUCUCUGUCUGGAAGGGUUCGAGUUUAGCGACCAACAGAACAUGUGCAACGACACUGAUGAGUGUGCCACGCCUAACAGGAGCGCCCUGUGCCGGAAUAUCUGCAACAACACACUGGGAGGCUACAUCUGUACCUGUCCGAGAUGGUACACGGAGGUUGGAGAAGACAACUGUACAGCAAUGGAUGUGUGUACAGAGCUAGCUGUGAGCUGUGGCGGCCAUUCCAGCUGUGUCAAUUCUCCCGACUCUGAAGAGGGCUACAGUUGUGUAUGUGACUCUGGCUACAGACAAGAUGGGAACUCUUGCUCAUCUGCUGCUCUCGUCCACAUCAUCUGGGUCAUCACCCUGGUUCUAGCAACCACUACCAUCUUCCUCAUUGGCUGCUUCUUUGUCGCCCGACACAAGUACCUCAAAAACAAACGAGACAUCAUGAAGAAGUACAGCGUGCUGUUCAAGUAUCAAAUCAAGAAGGAGGAGAUUGAUCCAUCCCACAACCCAGUUCCCUUCACUCCCUCGAGAAAAUUCUCCUACACUUUCUCAGUCGUCAGCACUCUCGAGACGUACGAUUGCCCCCUCACCCCUACACUUCUGGAGCCUGACGAGAUCAGCAGCAUUGAAAGCUCCCCAGAUGCAAUCGGCCACCCUCUCACCGGACAAGUUGCUUCUCUUACCGACUUGGAAUCCUCGAAACGACAACUAAGCCCUAUAAUCGAAGGUAAUGAAGACUCGGCUUCAGUUGAAAAGAACGCAAAAGAGAACGACCCAAAUAAAAACACUGACAAACACACUGGUAAUAAUCCUACCACCGUGAAGGGGGAGGUGAAAAAGGGAUACCUAAACGUGGAGGUUACAAAUCCGACCAUUGUGGUGAUCACUGGACAAGAGAGCUCUACUUUCAGUGGCUACGUGCAAGAGUCAGAAUCAUCAUGCAACUUUAACUCUGAAACUAAGGCUGGUACCGAGUGUGCAGAGAUCACGAAAGGUCGGUUGGAGGCAGCAAAUCCUGGAUACAUUACAUCAUCAAGCGAGGGAGUUGAUGGUGGUAGUGGAGCCUAUGUUGAGGACUCUGGCGCCUUUUGGGAUUUGCCCCCAACAAAAGCAGAGGUGGAGUUACUGCACAGCAGCCCCAGCGUGGUCGAUCAUGAGCCUGAGAAAGAAGUCGAAUCACUGUCAGAGAAAGAACAGUGUUCAAUCACCGAAGAACACGCAGCUUCUGACACUUGUCCAUUGCACAGUGGCCCAACACACGAUAGCCUCUCAGAGCAGAAACCCUGUGCAUCGCCAGUGACUGGUGAUAGUGUCCCUCUCCCUCAUCCUCCACUGGGCAGCAUAUCCACAUCAACUGCGGCAAACGACGGGUACAUUCCCAGUAAUUUCAGCACCACUUCCAGCGGGUACGGAUCAGAGGAGGGCAACUCGAGCAGUUUCAGCCUCAGGUCGCGGUUCUUCUCCACAUACAGCUAUGUCCCCGACUCUAGUACAGCAUACAGUAUCAGUGGCAGCGAGGGCUACGUUCCCAGCAGCGUCAGCACCACGUCCAGCGGGUAUUACUCGUCAGAGUCUAGUGUCUGUGGGAGCAAUCCUUUCCACGGGCACAAAGUCCAGCAGCGCCUCUUACUUCCCGACUCGUAUGUGGACUCUGUGUUUUGUGAGGAAGACUCUGCCCUCUGCCCUGACGAUGGCUUGUCUGACACUCUCCACCCAUCUUCAUCAGCUGCAUGUGAAAAUCGAAAUGAAGCUGGAACGAAUGGUGGCUAUGUCUCCUAUCCCACACAUGAGAAACUGAGCCUCCCCCAUAAAACUACUGCUGCUUCUUCAACCCUGACAGAGAGCGUUGGUUACGAUUGUGACUCUCUCAGUAGUGACUGUUGGGACCAGGUGCGCACUAUAAAAGAAUCCCCUCCUAACAUACCAUCAACUACCUUCAACCCCUCACCCAAAGAUACACAUAUCAGCACUACAAAUCCUCUAAUGUCUGAGGGUCUCCUGCACGGUUCAAACAGUGGUUACAUUGCCGAUUCACAACUAUUGUUGACUACUGCUCUACCUCCAUCUGUAUAUACUGACCACCAAUACUGAUGAAAACAUCAGAGUUUAAAAUAAAUUGUUCUAUGUUCUAUUUAUUUAUUGUUUCUAUCGUAUCCAACAGCAUCAUUAUUUUUUAUGUGCAAAACUUUGACACGGAUGAGUCAUACGCAUGCGCAGAACGCGUACUGUUUUACGCAUGCGCGAUUUGUAUUAGCGUGAC